Messenger RNA from Peronospora matthiolae, 249 nucleotides. NCBI's taxonomy places the organism in Eukaryota, Oomycota, Peronosporomycetes, Peronosporales, Peronosporaceae. The record is from the annotation of a GenBank genome assembly.
AUGGCGGACACUGUCUUGAAGCAUCGAGCUGAGUUUGCCUUUGCUCAGCUUGAGAACGAGAGAGUGUUGACAUCUCUGCGUGACGAGCUAAGGGUAGCUCGUGUAGAUAUCGACCGGUCUCGGGCUGAGAUAACUGCUCUUCAGACCCUUGUUGAUAUCCAUCAUCGGGAGCACAAGGCUCUCUGUGAGAUACUUGAGCGCAAGGGCGUUCUUCAUCAGAAGAAACAGCUUACUGAUGGUACGGCUUAA